CAACCCUUCACGGCACAAGUGACCACUCACCCACCACUCUCACUUGCGAACAACAAUCUCUACCGAUCACCCUUGCUACAGUUCACUGGCUCAGAAAGAUAUUAUACCGUACUGUGUGUCAUUUUUACUGCGGUAACCUUCUAGCCCUUCCUAUCCGGGCGCCAGCGGCCAGCUCUUUCGGCCCAAACCAGCUUGCCAGUGAGAGCCAGGCCGUUGCGGCUACCUCACGAUGCCAGCGGCAUCACCUCAAACAGAUUUGAUUUGCUUUUUGGGCUCCAACUGCGUUUCCUCUCUCCUCUCAACCCUAAGUCUCACUAAUCCAUUCCACCCAGGUAAAACUGAAAUCGACCCUUCGACUCCUCAUCCCUCGCCUCCGCAAUGCACAGAAGAAAGACACCGCUAUCUCCGUGUCGGCGCGCCGCGAAAUGGCUGAGCUGCUCGCUCAAUCUCGCGAAGCGUCCGCCCGCAUACGCGUUGAAAAUAUCAUCCACACCGACAUCACCGUGGAGCUGAUGGAGAUCCUGGAACUCUACGCCGAACUCCUCCUCGCCAGGGCAGGCCUGUUAGAUGUCAGGGACAAGAACAUCAAAGAAGGCACAGCGCAGGCGGGUGAUGAUACCGGCUUGGAAGAGGCGGCAGCGAGCAUUAUAUACUCUGCCCCGCGGUUGCCCCGGGAUGUGCGGGAGCUAGGCAUCGUGCGCAGCAUGCUGAUCGAGCGGUUCGGCAAGGACUUCGCGAUUCGCGCGAACGAGAAUGAAGACAAUUGCGUGCCCGCUCGAGUGGUGGAUAAGUUAAAAGUCGAUCCACCGAGUGCGAAAUUGGUGCAGGCAUAUUUGGAGGAGAUUGCAAGGACUUACGGGGUGGACUGGCCACCGCAAAGUGAAGGGGAGCAGGUCGAGGCAUUGAGUAGGGAAGUUGAUGGUGAGGAUACGGGAGAUGACGAUGGUGUGGGCGGCGGUAUGAAGGAGCCACCUUUGCUUGCAGACGGGGCAUCACCGAACCCAGCGACACCAUCACGGCCAAACAAGAUCGACAUUGGAUCUUUACAGAAUGCGACACCGCCAUCAAGCUUGGAGCCUGGGGGCGCAAAAAGUCCUGUCUCGAUAGCUCCCCCUGGCGCGACUUCUGAAAAUCUCAGCCCAAAGGUCAAAUUGCCUGGCGGAGGGGAGAUCAGAAAGGGCGUUAAUAAUGCGAAACCCCCACCAUCCGCCGGGACGGCAAAAGGAAAGAGUGCAGUUGCAGGCGGAGGUGCCGGAGCGGUGCCUGGAACUGUUCCGACGGUGGACGAUCUGGCAAAGAGGUUUCAGGCGCUCAAGCGAUGAACAUGAAUCAUCAGCGAGACACGAACAUGCAGAUCGAACAUCUGCUAAGCAGAGCAGUUGAGAAUCUGAUGCAUUGACGAUUUCUUCCAUCCACCGCCGAGUCGUCGCAGAUCGAGCGACUGCUGGGCCAUCUUCUUCGCCUUCGGCAAGCAUCCGCCCACCAGAUCUGUACGAUCUCCCUUCCCUUCAUUUGAUUGGAGAUUUGUUUGACAAGACCAUAUAAUCUUCCCUUUGGGCUUUGGGCAUACAAUCUCUCUGCCGUAUACGUUGAUGGUCUUCCUCUUCCGCCACCAAGGCUUGAGCUCUGCGACUCCGCUCUGUUGCUUGGUGAACCUUUGCAACCAGGUUAUCGGAUGAUCUACGCCUUCGUGUCUUGUAUGGAUGUGUGCCCAAAGAUAACGCCUGGUAGAUGCAUGACUCCGGAAGCUGCAGUAUUCCUCCGAUUAUAGGACGUUAUCAGGCAUUGCUGAUAUGUGACAGGCGACAUUCCAGCCCCUGAAAGUCGACAUAGCAUAUGAAUGCUGAAGCUUCCACCGCAUGUGAUUGACAAUGCGCCUUCAGGGACGUACGCGAGAGACACCGGUGUACCAUUAGGUCAGAU
Messenger RNA from Cladophialophora immunda, 1923 nucleotides. RefSeq lists its product as hypothetical. Gene Ontology annotation, biological process: protein transport. The record is from RefSeq and is a predicted model, not a curated record. Lineage: Eukaryota; Fungi; Ascomycota; Eurotiomycetes; Chaetothyriales; Herpotrichiellaceae. The transcript is spliced from 2 exons. Bases 426 to 1322 code for a protein of 298 amino acids.